Molecule: messenger RNA, 3083 nt
Organism: Cucumis melo (muskmelon)
Lineage: Eukaryota; Viridiplantae; Streptophyta; Magnoliopsida; Cucurbitales; Cucurbitaceae
Product: auxin response factor 16-like
Exons: 4
Coding region: 734-2854 (706 amino acids)
Biological process (GO): response to hormone; regulation of DNA-templated transcription
Cellular component (GO): nucleus
Molecular function (GO): DNA binding; protein binding
Source: RefSeq, a predicted model, not a curated record
AAAUAAAUCUCUCAGUUUCUCACUGGCAAUUAAAGUGAGGUCGGCGAAGAAGAAAGAGUUUUCAGGCGAGUGUUGGUGAAGGAGGAACCACUUCAUUUCUAGCUCUCUUUUCCUCUGUACGGACGGUCUUAAUCAUACAUAUCUUUAUCAAUUCUUCUCUCUUUCCCUUCUAAUUUCAGGAUUUUUCUUUUUUUGUUCAUUUCUUUGUUGUAUUUUGAAGAAAAUUAAGACGGGUUUUUAGAUUUGUAUUAUGGGUUUCGCUCGGAUUCUGUAAUAAGAGCUUGACAAGUAUUGAAUUAGUCUUGAGUUUUUUUUUUCUUUUUUUCUUUUUUGUAUUUUUAUUCCGUCCAUUUGGGGAUUUGGGGAACGGAUUUGGUUGAUUGUGGAAGAAUCGGUGUGGGUUUUGGUUUGGAAUCUUGAGUUCUGUGUAAAUGACAGCGAAUUUGAGUUUGGGGUUUCACUGAAGUUUCAUCCUCUUCGAUUCUAUUUGGAUGUUAUUUUGGACGGGUCAACUUUUGAUUCAGGAUAAGAGUAAUCAAGCUUGGGCACCGGAGCUUUUUGUUGUUCUUUAGGAUUUUCGGUAUUUUCCCCUUAAUUUGUGUAAUGUUAUCAGAGGGUGACUGAUUGCUGUUCGUCUAAUUUGUUAAAUUCAUUAAUCUGUGAGGAUUUUGAUUGAGAGUCAAUAAGGAAGGAAAAGUUGUUUCUGUGACUUGGAGGACCUUUUGGUUUUAUUAUGAAUAGAGGAGUGGAUGCAGUGAUUGAUCCAAUGAUGAACCAUGACAAGCAUUUAGAUUCUCAGCUAUGGCAUGCCUGCGCUGGUGGGCUGAUUCAAUUGCCUACUAUUAACUCAAAGGUAGUUUACUUCCCCCAGGGCCACGCUGAGCAUGCCCAGGGAAAUGUCGAUUUUGGGAAUGCUCGAAUUCCUUCAAUCAUUCCUUGCAGGGUAUCUGCCAUAAGACAUAUGGCAGAUCCCGAAACUGAUGAGGUUUUUGCUAAGAUAAAGUUGAGUCCACUGGGGAACAAUGAUUUCAGUUUGGAUAAUGAUGAUGAUUUUCUAGGUCACAGUGAAAUUAAGAGUCAGGAUAAACCUACCUCGUUUGCUAAGACAUUGACACAAUCUGAUGCAAACAAUGGUGGAGGGUUCUCUGUGCCUCGUUAUUGUGCGGAGACAAUCUUUCCCCGGUUGGAUUACUCGGUAGAGCCUCCUGUUCAGACUAUUCUUGCCAAGGAUGUUCAUGGUGAGAUUUGGAAGUUUAGGCAUAUAUAUAGAGGAACACCACGUCGUCAUCUUUUGACAACUGGGUGGAGUAAUUUUGUAAAUCAGAAGAAACUUGUUGCUGGGGACUCGAUUGUUUUCUUGAGGGCAGAAACUGGCGAUCUUUGUAUUGGAGUUAGACGAGCCAAGAGGGGCAUUGGUUGUGGAAUUGAUUACUCACCUGGCUGGAACCCAACUAAUUCAGGCUCUUCACUUGUGGGGUAUUCAGAUUAUAUGAGGGAGAGUGAAGGUAGAUUGGGGAGAAGAAACACAAAUGGGAAUCUGAGUGGGAGAGUGAAGGUUGAAUCUGUCAUUGAAGCUGCAAUGCUUGCGGCCAGUGGCCAGCCCUUUGAGAUUGUGUACUACCCAUGUGCUGGUACUCCAGAGUUUGUUGUUAAGGCCUCUAGUAUAAGGAGUGCAAUGCAAAUUCACUGGUAUUCUGCUAUGAGAUUCAAGAUGCCUUUCGAAACUGAGGAUUCAUCUCGAAUAAGCUGGUUCAUGGGAACUAUAUCUUCUAUCCAGGCAGCUGAUCCUAUUCGGUGGCCUGAUUCUCCAUGGCGAAUGCUGCAGGUGACAUGGGAUGAGCCAGAUUUGCUGCAAAAUGUAAAGAGUGUCAACCCAUGGUUGGUUGAAGUGGUAGUAAAUAUGCCAGCUAUCCAUGUCUCCCCCUUCUCGCCACCGAGAAAGAAGCCGCGCUUUCCACUUCAAGCAGAUACUUCUGGUUUUGGUCACCUUCCAAUGCCAUCGUUUUCCACCAAUAUGUUUGACACAACUAACCCCUUACAAAGUAUUACCGCUAACAAAAUUCCUGCAGGCAUACAGGGAGCCAGGCAUACUCAAUUUGGACUCUCUUCACCCAACCUCCAAAUCAGCAAACUGCUUCCGGGACAAUUUUCCCCUGGUCUUAAGCACCUUGAUGAUGCCACUCCUCUUCCUGGCAUCCGAGGGGAAGAUAUUUUUGGAGGCAUGAAAAACCCUGAUAUAUGUUCUCACUGGCUAACAGUGGGAAAUCAUAUCCAAAGCUCGAAAGAAAGCUCAAAGGAGGAAAGCUCAAAAGAGAGCAAAGAAACAAAACCAGCUCAUAUAAUAUUGUUUGGCCAACUCAUUUUUCCUAACCAACAGAAUUCUAACAGCUGCUCUGGAGAUACGAUGAAUGCAUCAGAUGCAAAUCAAGAGAAAGCAUCAAAUAUUUCUGACGGGUCUGGUUUUUCAUCGCAACAAAAUGGUUCACUUGAGAAUUCAUCAGAGGGAGGAUCUACCUCGUACAAUGGUCAGGACAAAUCUGGUCUUAGCUUGGACACUGGUCAUUGCAAGGUGUUUAUGGAGUUGGAGAAUGUUGGUUGUAAUCUUGACCUAUCAGCCCUCAGGUCAUACGAGGAAUUAUAUAGAAAAUUAGGCAAUAUGGUUGGCUUAAGAAGCUCAGAGAUGUUGAAUUCUGUUCUUUAUCAGGAUAGACUAGGCGCUACAAAGCUUGUUGGAGAAGAGCCUUUCAGUGAGUUUCUGAAGAAAGCGCAAAAACUAACCAUAACCACAGAUUCUCGAAGUAGGGACAACAUUGAUUCUCGAAGUAGGGACAAGAUUAGACACAUUAGAACGUAGUCAUAGGGAAUAUAUGGAACUGCUUUUUCGUUGUACAGUUGAGUUAUAAGUUGUGUUGAUUGUUGUUUCUUUCUAUUUUUCUUAUCUUCCCGGAAGUCUAAUUUUUGAUACAUUUCAGUUUGAAAUGAGCAGUUCUCCUUUGUUUACCCAGUAAACAAGAACUGGGUUUGUUUUUGAAUUGUUGAAAACUCUAGAAUUUUCUAGUAAUGAUAUUCUCUUUUAUUAGUUA